This is a messenger RNA of Colletotrichum graminicola M1.001, 288 nucleotides long. RefSeq lists its product as uncharacterized. The record is from RefSeq and is a predicted model, not a curated record. NCBI's taxonomy places the organism in Eukaryota, Fungi, Ascomycota, Sordariomycetes, Glomerellales, Glomerellaceae. The transcript has a single exon. The coding region runs from base 1 to 288 and encodes 95 amino acids.
AUGCCGGCUUGCAUCGACACGGCUUUCAUCCUGCGAGGGUCGGGUGACAGGAGCUUGUAUGUGACGGCCGUCGACAAGGCCGGGCGGCUGCGUAACUACAACGGCCCGGAAAAGACCCUCGCCGACUACUACCAACCCGACCCGGCCACCGCCAACGACAGGGUGUACAGCGACGUGCAGCGCGAGAGGAACUACCCGGUCACCUGUAGACGCGUUGGCCGGAACGCGGGCGACUACUACGGCGGCUGGCAGUCGAACGGCUCGCCCACCGAGAAUCCUGCAGUAUAG